Molecule: messenger RNA, 1748 nt
Organism: Durio zibethinus
Lineage: Eukaryota; Viridiplantae; Streptophyta; Magnoliopsida; Malvales; Malvaceae
Source: RefSeq, a predicted model, not a curated record
AAGAAGGCUUGGUGGGACAGGCUACAAAUAUUGAUAAGGUUUUUUUUAUUUUUUUUAUUUUACACAAUCUAAAGAUAAGAUUUAUAUUUUUUAGUUGUUGAAUUAAAUAGAAGUUCAAGGGAUUUUUUACAAACAGCAUAUCCUUGCACUAAUUCUGAUUAACAACCCAGAGAGCUUCCAGGAAGGAAAAUAGACCAGAAAAUGCCUUGGUUUUUCUUUAUAUUGUGGCUCAGUUUCUCAUUUAAUAAUUUCUCGGAGGGUGGCCAUGAUCAGAAGCAAUCUGCAGUUGUUGUUGGAACUGUUUACUGUGAUACAUGUUUCCUAGAGGAUUUCUCCAGGACUAGCCAUUUCAUUUCAGGUGCAUCUGUUGCAGUAGAAUGCAAAGAUGGGACUUCAAGGCCUAGUAUUCGGCAAGAAGUGAAAACCAAUGAGCAUGGAGCAUUCAAAGUUCAUUUGCCCUUUUCAGUUGGCGAACAUGUCAGGAAAAUCAAGGGAUGUUCAGUGAAACUGGUUAGAAGCAGUGAGCCGCAUUGUGCUGUGGCCUCAACCGCAACUUCAUCUUCACUCCAUCUCAAGUCAAGAAAUCAUGGAACUCAUAUUUUCUCAGCUGGGGUUUUCACCUUCAAGCCACUAAAACAACCAAGCCUAUGUGACCAAAAAUCAAGUGUUCAGAAUCCCAAACAACUCAAAAACAAAGAAUCAUCAGGAGAAAAUGUUGUCCAUCCUGAGUUAUUCUUUUCAACACCAUCAGUUUUCCAACCAGAUGACCCUGUUCCGGCACCUCCUAUCCUUUCUCCAAACCAGUUUCUGCCGCCCCCCAUUCUUCCUCCAAACCCAUUUCAGCCUCCUCCACUUCUUCCUCCAAACCCCUUUCAGCCUCCUCCCUUGCUUCCUCCCAUCCCUUUUGAGCCCCCACCAGCUCCACUAAUUCCAAACCCAUUUCAGCCUCCACCAGCUCCACUAAUUCCAAACCCAUUUCAACCUCCUCCUGCUCCUCUUAUUCCAAACCCGUUUCAGCCUCCACCAGCUCCACUAAUUCCAAACCCAUUUCAGCCUCCCCCGGCUCCACUUUUUCCUCCAAAUCCAUUUCAGCCUCCUCCAGCACCUCCAGCACCAUUCUUUCCUUUUCCACCAAUUCCAGGACCAACUCCUCCACCAUCAUCACCGCCACCACUUUUUCCUCCAAAUCCAUUUCAGCCUCCUCCAGCACCACCAGCACCAUUCUUUCCUUUUCCACCAAUUCCAGGACUAACUCCUCCACCAUCAUCACCGCCACCACUUUUUCCUCCAAAUCCAUUUCAGCCUCCUCCAGCACCACCAGCACCAUUCUUUCCUUUUCCACCAAUUCCAGGACUAACUCCUCCACCAUCACCACCGCCACCACCACCACCAGCCUUCCCGUUUCCGCUUCCCCCAUUCCCUUUCCCACCUAUACCUCCUUUCCCAGGUAUCCCCCCUGCCUCUACUUCACCAAGGAAAUCUUCCCCUUAAUUGAAUAUAAUUCCUUCACGUAUAAUUCUCCAAAAAUAACUAUCACGGUCUAGUCACCCACUCUUUUCUGUUUCUUUUCCAUUGUCCACUUUCUAAUGAUUGAUUAUACAGCUAUGUAAUUUGGCCAACUGUGGGGUUGUCUCUCGGUUGUUUGUAUCCCCUAUUGUCAAUAAGAAGCGCCGUGACACAAUUAUUGUACUACAAUAGUUCAAAUCCUGGAGUUAUCUGAUAAGCUUUCUCUGAAAUAUGAAGUUUUU